GUGCAGAGGAGCGCACACUUCCUGCCCCCAGCCAGCAGCAGCGGGAGGCGAGCGGGGAGCGGUGAGCGGCAGCGGGCGGGGCGGAACCGGCACUGCUGUAGCGCAGGCGGGAGCCCGGUCCCGGCUCCAGCUCCCGCCCAGCACAGCGGGUUUGCUGGGCCAGACGGGCUGCAACGAGGCAGCAGCGGUUCCCAGGCGUGUUGCAGCCCGGCUUGGGCUCCGAGGGGCGCAGGAAGGGGUUGGAGCUGGGACAGAGGGGAAGUGAGCACAGGAGCUCAGCGUGCUCUGCUGCCCGGUUGGCUCUCUGGAACACAGGGCAGCUGGGCCUGCGUUUGUCCCUCUGGGCCACGGGAGACACGAGAUGACCUCGCUCCGUAGCUCUGCACGCAAGGAUUGAUGGAAGUUUUAAACUCCCCGAUGCCUCCUUUUGAGCGUCUGAAUGUGAAGCCUGCAAGGGGGGUGAUUUCAACUCCGUUUUCCCUCCCCAGCAGCCCGCAGUUUCCCUUCGGGGGCCCAGCAGGCAGCAUCUGCCUCUAGCGGCCCUUUCAGGGUUACCUUUUGUGCGCUUAGCGCUGGGCUGAUGGCUCGCCUGGGGUCGUGCAAACCCCUGCCAAGGCUUUUGUUUGGGCUGUCCCAGCAUCUGCAGAUGCCUUUAGCGCACAGCUGCGGGCCCUGAGCACGUCCAGCAUCUGCAGCAGGUCCGGCACUGGCCUAUGUAAUAGACGCUGAAAAGCUGGCGGUCUGUGGGCUGACUGCAGCACACGUUGAGAACGCGCCCGAGCUGCACGUCAGCAAAGUGCAGCCCAGGCUGCUUCGUGCAAAGGGCGCACGGUGCUGAGAAGGUCCCCGGGAAGCGAGCGCGGUGUGCGUGCUGAGCUGAAUGGGAAGCAGCGCCCCCAGAAGAUCUGUGUCAGCAAGGUGUCUUGACUGCAAGCUGAGAGGGAUCUCUGUAUAGCUGUGACCUUGAGAGACAUCCCUGCUUGUGGGGAGAUCCUGUCGUUCAGCCCAUUGCUGUGCAGAAGAGCUCGAGGGGCGCUUGUGCUGCACCCUGUAUAGGGGCUCCGGUUCAACUUCUGCCUUCCAGCAAUGGUCAUCUCACCUGCAGGAGAGUCGCAGAUGGCCACAGCACAUCCAUCUCAGGAGCCCGUGAGCUUUGCGGAGGUGGCCGUGUAUUUCAGCAGGGAGGAGUGGGCGCUGCUGGACCCUGCGCAGCGAGCGCUCUACCGGGACGUGAUGCUGGAGACGUACCAGUGCGUGGCCUCGCUGGCUCCACUUCCAGCCCCCAGACCAGUGCUGAUCUCCCUGCUUGAAGGCGGGGAAGAGCCCUGGAUCCCAGAUGUGCGUAGCCCUGAGGCCGUGCCAGGAGACCUCAGCCCAGCAGGAACUGGGGUUACAGAUCUACUGGAGGAUCUGCAGGAAAGUGGUGUGGCCAAAAGGCGGUGGGGUGGUGUCUGUGUGGAAGAAAUCAGAAGGGAUGUCCAAGGAGGCGUGGAGCAAGGUCAGGCUGAGCACAUCACCACGAUGCCACUGGGAAAGUGUCUGCAAGAGAAAGGAAGGAGCCCACUGGACUUCAACAUAGGUCAAAAGGAGCGUGAAGAACCCAACUCAGGAAUGAGUGCAUACAAGUGCUCUGAUUGUGGGAAGAGCUUCAAAAAGAGAUACCAACUCAUCUACCACCAACGCAUCCACACAGGAGAGCGACCCUACAGGUGCUCUGAGUGUGGGAAGAGCUUCACAAGGAGCUUUCACCUCACUUACCACCAACACAUCCACGCUGGAGAGAGCCCCUAUAAGUGCUCUGAAUGUGGCAAGAGCUUCCAUAGAAGUUAUGAAUUGAAGCGCCACCAGCGUGUUCACUCAGGGGAGAGACCCUUUCAGUGCUGUGAGUGUUGGAAGAGCUUCAGAUGCAGUUCUAAAUUGAAGCUGCACCAGCAUAUGCACUCAGAGGAGAGACCCUACAAGUGCUCCGAGUGUGGGAAGAGCUUCAAAAGCAGUUCUGACUUGAAGCGCCAUGAACGCUUCCACUCAGAUGAGAGACCCUACAAGUGUCCUGAGUGCAGGAAUUGCUUCAAAAGCAGUUCUGAUUUGAAGCGGCACCAACGCAUCCACACUGGAGAGAGACCCUACAAGUGCUGUGAGUGUGGGAAGAGCUUCAAGAGCAGUUCUGACUUGAAGAGCCAUGAAUGCUUCCACUCAGAGGAGAGACCCUACAAGUGCUCUGAGUGUGGGAAGACCUUCAAAAGGAGUUUUGAUUUGAAGCUGCACCAGCACAUCCACACAGGGGAGAAACCCUUCAAUUGCCCUGAGUGUGGGAAGAGCUUUACACGCAGGUCUAAUCUCAAUGCCCACAAGCACAUCCACAGCACACAUGGACUGUAGAAGCACCUCAAAACUUUGGAAACCUUCAGAAGCAGUUUCAGCCUCAUUACCUAUCAGCACAGCCACACAAGAUACAGAGCCUGUAGAGCCCAGAACGUGGGAAGAGCUUCAGGCAGAGCCCCAGCCUGGUGACCAACUAUGGAUUUGUGUAGUGAUGAACUUUACAAAUCCCUUGAGCAGAGGAAGAGCUCUGCGGCCAAUCUAAAUCCUCUUUCUCCUUCUUUGCAUGAGAAUUAUGCACAUUGCUCUCCUUCAGCUGCAGUUGCUGUGUUGAGUGGCCAUACAGAGGAGAAUCCAGAGUGGGAUGCGUCACAGCCACUCAAAAAGUUCUGCCAGGUGGCACGUUUCUGCCAGGGCUGUGUGCAAGGAGAGUCACCUCUUACCUCCCCCGUAGAAACUCCUGUGCUGUGGGGCAGCAGGUGAGGACCCAAAGGAAACCUCAGCUGGGCUGAUAUGUCACCAGGAAGGAAGAAAUCCUGUCUGCAGGCUGUGUGGGAAGAGCUUCAUCUGGAGCUCAACCCUCAGAUGCGCAGCCUGCAAGAAGAGUUUUGGCCACACCUCAAACCGGCUGAGCUACCAGAUUGUCUGCACUUGGGAGAAGUACAGUGAGUUCACGUGGCAGGAAGCCUUAGAAAUGCCUCGCGUGUGAGAAGGGCUUUGUGCAGAGGGCAGAGUUCCUCACUGGCCCUACAAGUGUUCCUGGUGCACGACUGGCACCCUCUGCAGAAGGGACUUAACCCAGGAGCUUCAGAUAGCCUUUCCUUGCUACCCAGAGCAGUUCUCUCACCAUGCCCGGUUUCUUCUGCUCUUCCUGCCAGCAGCUUUUUGAUGCCGUUUCCUAAGGAGAAGUGGCUGUGCAGGGAUGUUCUGUGUGUCUGUGUGCAUGUGUUGCUCUCAGUAAUUUGUGAGUGCACUGAUGAACCUGAGAGAAGGGUCAGGAGAGCAGUAACGUGGCUCUUGGAGGUUUUCUGAGAAUCAUCUGUAGUGGAAGGCGUAGAGGGUGAAUAAAGAAGCUGAGUUGUUCUGAAUCUUUGUUCAGUGUAGUCUUGUUUGUUGUUCUUACAAUGAAUGUCAGCAUGUGGAAUGAGGAGAGGGAAAGGUGCAAGCAGGAUUUGGUUUGGGUGCCUCCUCCUGCCCAGUGCUUGCUUCUGUAGAAGAUGUUUUGUUCAUACAAUCCUAUCAUCCUUCCUAGCCGUGCUGCAUUGUGUUUCUGUUGCUCAGAGCAGCAGUGUGACACCGAGCCUUGUCUCCAAUAAAAGUACAAAAAGCUGAGCUUGUUCUCCAAGUUUCUGGAAGUGGAUUGAGCAGAAGGCAGUGCAAACCCACAUGGUGCACAAGCAGCUCAUCCCCACAGCACAGAGAUAUCAGAGUGCUCUCGGGUGCAUGCUUGCCUUGCAUGUGAUCCCUUUUGAGAUUAAAGGUUUUUGCAUCGGCCUUGGGAUGUUGUGCCCGAGACCUCCUGCAGCAGAUCCUUCACAUUUGCUGUGCUCAGCUAAAGCUGCUGUGCUUGGAACGCAGUUAUCAGGAAAUGGAGUUGAUUUUGGUGAGCUAGUGAAACCAGCAGGAGCUUGCCCAUGUCCUCAGGUGACGUUCUGUGAAGGCUUCCUGACACCCGAGAAGCUGCAAGGAGAUGAUGAUUGCAGUACUGAGAAGCUCUGCUUCCUCCAUCCCAGGAAGCAGGGCCUGGUCUUGUGCAAGAGAGGUACAGCAAGGCCCUGGAGGAUGGUGUCAUGGUUCUGUGUUUUUUGUUUUUUGGGUUUCAGUAUU
Molecule: messenger RNA, 4146 nt
Organism: Lagopus muta (rock ptarmigan)
Lineage: Eukaryota; Metazoa; Chordata; Aves; Galliformes; Phasianidae
Product: zinc finger protein 501-like
Exons: 6
Coding region: 1087-2379 (430 amino acids)
Biological process (GO): regulation of transcription by RNA polymerase II
Cellular component (GO): nucleus
Molecular function (GO): RNA polymerase II cis-regulatory region sequence-specific DNA binding; DNA-binding transcription activator activity, RNA polymerase II-specific
Source: RefSeq, a predicted model, not a curated record